UGCCCCGUUUCCACUUAGAAGUUCCUGGUAAACUUUAUUUGCGGGCACUUUACAGGAGUGCCAUCGAGAAGAAAGCGAGAAGAAAGUGGUGUUGUAUGUAAAGUGGUGUUGUAUCCUGAGAAAGAAUGGAGCUGUAUCUGGAUCUUUUGUCUCAGCCCUGCCGCUCAGUUUAUAUUUUCGCCAAGAAGAACAACAUACCGUUUGAGCUGAAGCAGCUGUCUCUGAUGGAUGGUGAGCAGUAUGGAGAAGAGUUUGGAAAGAUCAACUUGAUAAGAAAAGCCCCUGCUCUUCGAGAUGGAGACUUCUGCCUGGCUGAAAGCAUUGCCAUCCUGCUUUAUCUGGCAGAGAAGUUUAAGACCCCAGACUUCUGGUACCCAGCAGACCUCCAGCAGCGUGCUCGCAUUAAUGAGUAUCUGUCAUGGCAGCACAUGGCCAUCCGCAUGCAUGGAUCCAAGAUGUUCUGGCUCCGGCUUAUGAUUCCCAAGAUUCUGGGUGUGGACGUCCCUCAGGACAAGCUGGACGCAGCUUUGGAGGACUUGAACAGCUCUCUGAAACUCCUAGAAGACAAGUUCAUCCAGGACCGGCCCUUCAUUGCAGGAGAGCACAUCUCAUUAGCUGAUCUGGUUGCCAUUGUGGAGGUCAUUCAGCCUGUGGGCUCCGGGCUGGACGUGUUUGAGGGUAGGCCCAAGCUGAGUGCGUGGCGGGACAGAGUCCAGGCUGCCAUUGGUAAGGAGCUGUUCGACGAUGCCCACCAAUUAAUCCUUAGUUCCCAGGAAAGAGUGAAAUUGAUGGAUGCUGGCAAGCUUCAGUUCUUCAAGCCCAAGAUCCUCAAGUUAUUCCUGUGAAGAGGAGAACAGGUUCUCUCAUUCUCCUCUUGAAAAUAAAGAUAAUAAAGAUGA
Messenger RNA from Scomber japonicus (chub mackerel), 899 nucleotides. It is a transcript of the gene gstt1b, whose product is annotated as glutathione S-transferase theta 1b. Bases 126 to 845 code for a protein of 239 amino acids. The transcript is spliced from 5 exons. Gene Ontology annotation, molecular function: glutathione transferase activity. Gene Ontology annotation, biological process: glutathione metabolic process. The record is from RefSeq and is a predicted model, not a curated record. Lineage: Eukaryota; Metazoa; Chordata; Actinopteri; Scombriformes; Scombridae. Gene Ontology annotation, cellular component: cytoplasm.